CACACACACACACACACACACACACACACACACACACACACACACUGACGUCUUUUGCGCAUUUCCUGCAUUAGAGGGAGGGAGACUCGCUCGCACACCGACGGAGGGAGAAGAGACCGCGGGGGAGAGCGGGCAGGCGCGCGGCGAGCAGGCGGCUGCCGAGAGCGGGGACGCGGGGAGCGCGGCGGGCGGGCGCCGGCGCCCGGGAGGUGGGGCCGCGCCGAGUCGCAGUCCCGGCCCCGCCGCCGCGCUGCACACCGCCCGGUGCCGGCCUGCGCCCCGAGCCCGAGCGGCGGCCACCCCGACUCCUGAGCCCGCGCGGGUGUGAGAUUCCGGGCUCCUGGCGUCCCCCGAUCACCGACUGCGACGCGGCGCUGCUUCUUCCAAGAGGAGGCGGUCAGGCUGGCCGUGUGGCUUGUGGAUUUUUAAAAAUUUGGCUCCGAAGAGGACCAUUUCCUCUCGACAUGCAUCCCUCCGGAUAGACUGAACAUCCCACGGUCCAUUCCCCGCCCAGCGCGGUCAGAGGCAGGCGCCGAGUGUGCGAAGAGGAUCCGGGUUGAAAUCUGCGCCCCCAGUUCUCAUCCCCGCCCCGUCCCCCAGCCCCCUCCUUCUCCCCCUCCCGGAGUAGAAAUUUUCCCGGGGAUUAUGUUUCGGAAAGGUAGGUAAGCGCCGGGCGCGGCGCCCGCUUCCCCGCAGCCCGGACCGGGAAAGCCAGCAAGGCGGGGAGACAACCCCCGCGGCUUGCAGCGGAGCCGACAGCUCGUCUCCUCUUCUAGAGGUGUUGCUGGUGGUAGGGGGGGAGAGACUUGCUCCAAACACGGACAUCCCCCGGCUCUCCCCCCCUCCCUGUUUUCCGUUAGGAACCCGGCGAGGAAAUACAUGCACUCGCUGAGAAUCGUCUGCUCCAGGACGCAACGCUUCAAGGUGUAGGGAGUGUGGGGUGGGGCGAGAGGGGACCCAAGAGUCCCCGUAGCCCCGAGUGCCGGGCCGUGCUCUUCAUUCCUGCCCUCGGGGCGGACGGAGUGACCCCGGCCCCCACUCCCCGCCCCGACCAUGGUAGUUUUCAAUGGCCUUCUUAAGAUCAAAAUCUGCGAGGCCGUGAGCUUGAAGCCCACAGCCUGGUCGCUGCGCCAUGCGGUGGGACCCCGGCCGCAGACUUUCCUUCUCGACCCCUACAUCGCCCUCAAUGUGGAUGACUCGCGCAUCGGUCAAACGGCCACCAAGCAGAAGACCAACAGCCCGGCCUGGCACGACGAGUUCGUCACCGAUGUGUGCAAUGGGCGCAAGAUCGAGCUGGCCGUAUUCCACGAUGCCCCCAUUGGCUACGACGACUUCGUGGCCAACUGCACCAUUCAGUUUGAGGAGCUGCUGCAGAAUGGGAGCCGCCACUUUGAGGACUGGAUUGACCUGGAGCCAGAAGGAAGAGUGUAUGUGAUCAUCGAUCUUUCAGGGUCAUCUGGUGAAGCCCCUAAAGACAAUGAGGAGCGUGUGUUCAGGGAGCGCAUGCGGCCCAGGAAGCGGCAGGGGGCCGUCAGGCGCAGGGUCCACCAGGUCAACGGCCACAAGUUCAUGGCCACCUACCUUCGGCAGCCCACCUACUGCUCCCACUGCAGAGAUUUCAUCUGGGGUGUCAUAGGAAAGCAGGGAUACCAAUGUCAAGUUUGCACUUGCGUUGUCCACAAGCGAUGCCAUGAGCUCAUAAUUACGAAGUGUGCUGGAUUAAAGAAACAGGAAACUCCUGACGAGGUGGGCUCCCAGCGGUUCAGCGUCAACAUGCCCCACAAGUUUGGCAUCCACAACUACAAGGUGCCCACCUUCUGCGACCACUGCGGGUCCUUGCUCUGGGGCCUCCUGCGGCAGGGCUUGCAGUGCAAAGUCUGCAAGAUGAACGUUCACCGACGCUGCGAGACCAAUGUGGCUCCCAACUGCGGAGUGGACGCCAGAGGAAUCGCCAGAGUGCUGGCCGACCUAGGCGUCACUCCGGACAAAAUCACCAACAGCGGCCAGAGGAGGAAAAAGCUCAUGGCUGGUGCUGAGUCCCCACAGCCUGCUUCUGGAAGCUCACCAUCUGAGGAAGAUCGAUCCAAGUCGGCACCCACCUCCCCUUGUGACCAGGAACUAAAAGAACUUGAAAACAACAUCCGGAAAGCCUUGUCAUUUGACAACCGAGGGGAAGAGCACAGGGCUGCAUCAUCCAGUGAUGGCCAGCUGGCGAGCCCUGGCGAGAACGGCGAAGUCCGGCAAGGCCAGGCCAAGCGCUUGGGCCUGGAUGAGUUCAACUUCAUCAAGGUGUUGGGCAAAGGCAGCUUUGGCAAGGUCAUGUUGGCAGAGCUGAAAGGCAAAGAUGAGGUAUAUGCUGUGAAGGUCCUAAAGAAGGAUGUCAUCCUUCAGGACGAUGAUGUAGACUGCACCAUGACAGAGAAGAGGAUUUUGGCUUUGGCCCGGAAACACCCAUAUCUUACCCAACUGUACUGCUGCUUCCAGACCAAGGACCGCCUCUUUUUUGUCAUGGAGUAUGUAAAUGGUGGAGACCUCAUGUUCCAGAUUCAGCGCUCCCGAAAAUUCGACGAGCCUCGUUCCCGGUUCUACGCUGCAGAGGUUACGUCAGCGCUCAUGUUCCUCCACCAGCAUGGGGUCAUCUACAGGGAUUUGAAACUGGAUAACAUCCUUCUGGAUGCAGAAGGUCACUGCAAGCUGGCUGACUUUGGAAUGUGCAAGGAAGGGAUUCUGAAUGGAGUGACGACCACCACUUUCUGCGGGACUCCUGACUAUAUCGCUCCCGAGAUCCUGCAGGAGUUGGAGUACGGCCCCUCAGUGGACUGGUGGGCCCUGGGGGUGCUGAUGUAUGAGAUGAUGGCUGGGCAGCCCCCCUUCGAAGCCGACAAUGAGGACGACCUGUUUGAGUCCAUCCUCCAUGAUGACGUGCUCUACCCAGUCUGGCUCAGCAAGGAGGCCGUCAGCAUCCUGAAGGCGUUCAUGACCAAGAACCCCAACAAGCGCCUGGGCUGUGUGGCAGCCCAGAACGGCGAGGACGCCAUCAAGCAGCACCCUUUCUUCAAGGAGAUCGACUGGGUGCUCCUGGAGCAGAAGAAGAUCAAGCCUCCCUUCAAACCUCGAAUUAAAACCAAAAGAGAUGUCAACAACUUUGACCAAGACUUUACCCGGGAGGAGCCGGUACUCACACUCGUAGAUGAAGCCAUUGUGAAGCAGAUCAACCAGGAGGAAUUCAAAGGCUUCUCCUACUUUGGUGAAGACCUGAUGCCCUGAGAAGUGGCUGCAGGUGGAGUUCGGUGAUGCUGCAGGAAGGGGUGCCUAUUGCCAGGGGCUGACGGCCGGCACUGCCUCUCCUCCCCAGAGCCCAACGCCUUGUCCACCCUCUAUUUAUUGCAUCCCCCACCCCAGGCCGGCUCCUCCCUGCUCCCACCUGAGGACCAGAAGGCACUCUCAGUUCUUGUCUCACCAGUAAUGCAGAAUCGCCAUGGGUCGGCAGCUAGCAGGACACACGGCCCUGUUGGAAAAAGCCUGUUCUGCUCCUUGAGGGCCCCAGCCAUGAAGCCACUUCACUUCUCUCACUGGACCCAACAACGGAAGGAAACAGGAAGGCUCUGGCUCUGCUUCUGAAUGGAGAGUCCCAACAGCUCUCACUAGUCAGCCCUCACUAGUCAGCCCUCCAGUCCUCCGCCUGCCAUCCUCUGCCCUUCUGUCCAGGAGAAGAAAUUGGUGAUUCUUCAGCAUGAGGGUGGAUGCCCUCGGGGUGUACCUGCAGAGGAGAGAGAUGGAGAGGUGCACAGUUGGCUACCUGUGUUGGUUUGCUCCGGAAUGGCUGAUUCUUCCUUGCUUUGGUUUUAGCUUUGGGGCAUGCCAAAGUUGUAUAAGCAUGUAUCUCGUUAAGAAAUUUUGUAGAAAAUGGAAUUUGACUUUGAACUCUAUUAACAUUUGAAAACUAUAUAAUCAGAUUUGCUUUCUAAUUGGCCAAAAGAAAAGAAUUCCAGUAUUAAUACAGGUAGAUAUUAAAGGGCUAAUACACAGUGUGAAACCACUUGUCCACGGUGGCUGCUGUGAGUGCUGUAGUGGCGUGGGGGCUGUAGGACCUGGGGGAGGGAAGCAAGCAGUGCCCCGCAAUGUAAAAGGUCUGCCUGAACACAGGCCACGCAUUGAUGGCCAUGACCCUGGGGUUCUAGCAAAACUCCACUCCCAAGUUCUCUUUCCAGUUUGGCCCUAAACUCCCAGCAUUAACUAUUUAUUUCCUGCAGCAGUGUGUUAAUUUUUGCGCACUUCUACACAAUGGUAGUACUACUGUGUUGUGGUUUUUAAACAUUAAACAUGUAAAGUUAAAUAUGAAAGAUCUGCUUUUGGAACAAGCAGAAUAAGGCUAAACAUGGGUUAUACAGAGGGUAUCAAGAGACUGAAGAGCAACUUGCUUGAAAACUGACAGUGUAGCAAGAUGACUGGGAGUUUUGUUUCUGUGUGACAAGCAGCACAACUCAUGGGGACACUAUUUAAUGGACGUGAUGUUACCUCCUGUAGAUACGCUGACAGUGUUACAUUCUUUGAUUUCCAAGGGUUCUCUGUGGCUUUGUGUAUAUGUUUCCUGGAGGUCAUUUGAAUCCCUAUUUUACUGAGCUGAUUUAGCAGGGAAUGGAAUCCAUUCCAGCUGUUGCACGUGGAUUUCCCAGCUGCCCCUAAAUAUAUAUACUUGUGACUGGCAAAGUGGCACUAAUGAAGCUUUUUGCCUUUUGUACAUUUGGGAUUUUUGUAUAUAGUGUUUGCUGCAAGGCCUGUGGAAUUAAUUCAUUGACUUUAGAGGUAUCAACUGCUGCAUGUUCAGGCAUAUUAUAAAACUUUAGUCUAUGAAAGAAUAAUUAUAAUAAUGUCCAGGUGCAAUACUCUGUAAGUGUAUUGGUUCAAGUUACCAAGAGAUAGGAUGUGUUUCUUUCUUUUUUUUUUUUUUUUUUGAGGAGGGGUCCUUUGUAUUGUUUAUUUCAUUUUGAUUUUGGUUUAUCUUAAAAGAUGUAAACAAAUAUUAAGCUAUAUUAAAUCUCACAUAUAGUUCUCCUGUGCUCUAUUAUGCCCUGAUAGAGAUGGGGAAGAGAAAGGAAUGUUUUUGAUAGUGGUUUCAAAGCUUGGACAGCGACUAGCUCAAGCCCACAGAGAGGUGGUGUCCAUAUUUGCAUCCGGCUGGUUAUAGCCUUGUUACUAAUGAUAACAGUCAGUUCAUUUUUGUUUUUCCUUUUUAAAAACUCAGGUGCAAUUACUAUCCAUUCUUAUGAUCGAUCAUUUCAAAUAUUAUGCUGUAUCAAUUUGUGUGUUUGGCAUACCAGUGAAGUGCUGAAAAACAGUAGAUUUAUUUAAUUCAUCUUCGGUAACUUGACAUACUGGGGAGAGACUCUUCUAAAGUCGAGUACAAGCACAGAGACAUCUUCAUGGUGGCAUCAUCUCAUUUUUUAAGAAGACACGACAGUCCUGCCCACGACACUCAUGCAUCACUACUGCUCUCUGCUUCUCCUCUGCUUCCUUCCCCAGGAUAAACUUGGAACAGCCAAGCAAAGGCUCUAACUGCAGUGCCCCCUGGCCUUGUCCAAGGCUGUGGUGGUAUCCCCAUGUCCACAGGGGUUGGUUCCUUCCUACAGGACCACCUGCACUUUUGCUGCAAAGUCAAAUAAUACUACAUUCCACCCAGCAGCUCUAAGCUCUAGGCAGUAAAUUAGGGGCUCAGCUGGCCAGAGAUACCACCAUGCAGCACCCAAAGCCUGGCUGGAGCUGCCCAGGUUUUCACACAGGCCAAUUCAAAUCCCCUGUAGUAGAGAAAAAAGGCCAGGUGUUCCUUGAGUAGCCAUUGUUUCAUUUCAGUUUUCACAAGAGUUUGGAAGCAGACAUACCAUUACAUUUCUGUGGAUUCUUUCUAAUCUUCCUAGCUCUUUUUUUUUUUCCCUGUUAGAGAAAAAGAGUGCAAAAAAAAAAAAUUGCCAAAAAAAAUAUAUGAAGGAUAGCUGUUCUCCUGUGUUCCCUCAUUAUGGACUUUGUGAAGUGGAAACAUAAUUUUUUUCCUCCAAAGGUGGAAACAAUGCAUUCUUGCUUUAAUAAAAAAAUAAAUAAUAAAAAAUAAAAAGGCUAAAAAAAUUACCUCUUUUUAAAUUAUGUGCAAAAUAAUUCUGGCUAAAUAAAAUAUAUUCAAUUUUAGGGUUUUUGUUGUUGGUUUUGUUUUUGGGGGGCUUUUUGUAUUGUGAUGCUUCAUUUGUACAUUUUAUUUUUCCCUUUCCGGAUGUAAUUUUAAUCUCUUGCCAUUUAUUAGUGUUAUUUCAUUGUAAACAUUAUUGUGCCAAAUGUACUGUAUUCAAAAGGAUGUGAAUGUGUAUUGUUUCAGAACCUAAUAAAUACAAUGAUGUUAAAUCUUA
Manis pentadactyla (Chinese pangolin) is the source of this 6395-nucleotide messenger RNA. RefSeq names its product protein kinase C epsilon (gene PRKCE). The record is from RefSeq and is a predicted model, not a curated record. Gene Ontology annotation, biological process: intracellular signal transduction; peptidyl-serine phosphorylation. The transcript is spliced from 15 exons. Gene Ontology annotation, molecular function: ATP binding; diacylglycerol-dependent, calcium-independent serine/threonine kinase activity. NCBI's taxonomy places the organism in Eukaryota, Metazoa, Chordata, Mammalia, Pholidota, Manidae. The coding region runs from base 1054 to 3267 and encodes 737 amino acids.